UAUAGUAACUGCAGUUCAUGGAUAAAAUAUUACAGUGCCUGCUGAGAAGACAACUCUGCGGCAAAUGUAAUUACAAACUAAAGUUCUCAACGUUUGUUUCUAAAACAAGCAAUGUAUUGCUACGGCCAGAUAUCCACAAAGACAUUUUGCUUGGUAAAUACAAUCUAGCAUCAAAUGCAAAAGCAAAAUUCACAUCAAAACUGUAUAGCACUGAUUCAUAUGCAACUACUGUUGAACAACAGCUUAUUAAUGAGUUCGAACUCAACCAGAAGCAAGCUGACAACUUAUUGAAAAGGUUUCCAGAACUGAAUGAUAUCUCUGCACAAGAAUUUAAAAUCAAGCGUGAUUAUUUAAUGCAUCUUGGGUUAAAGGUUGGACAGAUUAAACAAGUCCUAACAAACAGUCCAAAGAUAUUUCUCACACAUCAAUUGGCGCUUGAAAAAAGGGUGAACUAUUUGCUUGUUGAAAUUGGUUACACCAGAGCAGCAUUGGUGCAUUUGUUUUUAUCAGCACCCGCAGUGUUUAAUGAAACAACUGAAGAAAUUUAUCAGAAACAUUACUAUGUUCAUGUUGACAUGGGGCAGAGGGAAGGCUGGUUUACUGAACCCGACACUCUUGGUUUAUUGCAGUAUAACUUGCAACAUUUGACGGAGCGCCAUCUCUUUUUGUCCAGGCGAGGGCAGUAUAUUGCCGUGGAUCGCCACGGCAACACAAAAAUCAUAAACCCGACUCUGAAAGAAAUGUUUUGCUCGAACAUAGAUAAUUUCUGUAACAAAGUUGCGAAAUGUGAAGUGACAGAGUUUCAGUUGUUCAGGAAAAUGGUUGAAAUUGAGUUAAAAAUUAAAGAGGAUUUUACAAAAGAUUCAGCCACAGUGGUUGAUGAUGACGAACAAAGUUUGGAAAAUGAUUUUGCAAAUAAUUUAUUGAAACAUUUAUAACCUUAAAAUGUUUUAAUAACUUACCUUCUGUUUUUGUCAUUUCAGCUUUAAAAAAAUUGUGUAUUUCUAAAACAUUUUUUGUGGGAAUCUUAUUUAUUCCCCAAAACUAUCACAUUGUGUCUUACUUUAUUCAAAUUACAAUUUAAUAUUUUUUUCACAAAA
Ciona intestinalis (vase tunicate) is the source of this 1100-nucleotide messenger RNA. RefSeq names its product transcription termination factor 4, mitochondrial. Gene Ontology annotation, biological process: regulation of DNA-templated transcription. Lineage: Eukaryota; Metazoa; Chordata; Ascidiacea; Phlebobranchia; Cionidae. The record is from RefSeq and is a predicted model, not a curated record. Gene Ontology annotation, molecular function: double-stranded DNA binding.